Molecule: messenger RNA, 1200 nt
Organism: Prorocentrum cordatum
Lineage: Eukaryota; Dinophyceae; Prorocentrales; Prorocentraceae
Source: the annotation of a GenBank genome assembly
GGAUACAGUCGGACCGAGGUAAUUAUCCGAUUCAGGUCGGUUCGGGGAGGGUACACUAACGUUCUUCGUGCUUGUUGGACGUGCUGGUGCAUCCUGGGGAAGGGUGCUCUGGACUUUCUGCAGCUUGGCUGGCGGAGGGCCUCAGAUCUCUCUUGAAGGACGCUCUUCUGUCCUAGGUCCGACCGUGUCAUGGUGGGGGCCAGGAGGUCUCCCCAGGCUUCACGGUGACUCCAUGGUGACUUCAUGGCGCCUCCUCCUGGUUCCCAAUGCGUCCCCUGGCCCUUCCCUGGGCCGCGCGCACGUGCCUCGGGCCAUGCUCUGCGAGUUCCCCUCUUGGGCGCCCCGGCUGGCCCCGGGGGCCGCCCCCUCGCUCAUCAGUUUCCUCUGGCUCCUCCGGCAUCUCCCCUUCCUCGUCGUAUUCGUCGUCGUCCUCCUCCCCUCCUCCUCGUCCUCUCCUCCCUCUCCCCUCUCUCCUCUUCCCUUUCCUCCUCCUCCUCCUCCUCCUCCUCCUCCGUCGUCCUCCUCCUCCUCCUCCUCCUCCUUCUCCUUCUCCUUCUCCUCCUCCUGGACUUCCCCGAUGGCCCCGGGUGGCAGGGCGUGGUGGGACAUCUUCCCGACCUCCAACGAGAGAGAGGGCGUCGCAGAACAGAAUCCGGCGGGCAAAGUCAAGCUCGAGGCGAAGCUCUACAGGCUAUCCCACGAGAAGGCGUCGUUGACUAGGCCUUCGAGCAAGCUGACGCCGAGCUCCGCCUACAUGACGAUCCACGUCAGGGCCCUGCGCGGGCUGCGCGACAGGGCCUGUUCGGGGGCCGCGCUGAACGUCACGGUGGAGGGCACGACACCCCGGAGCAUCAGCCUCAAGAGCAAGAAGUCGAGAAAGGUGAAGCUGCCCGCGUGCACGGUGGAGGCGCAGCGCAUGCUGGAGUUCCUCGUCCUGGAGAAGGGCCACUCGAUCUCCCGGGCGGCUGAGAUCUCCGGCAUACCCGUGGAGACCGUCAGGAGCGCCUUGCAGGCACGCGCGUCCUUCACGUGCGAGUGGUUCCGCGGCUUGGGCUUCGCGUUCGAGGACCCGUCCACGAGCACCGUCUCGAUUCAGAUGACAACGGAGCCCGAGGCCAAGGAGCUGAAGGCGGGCAAGAAGCUCAAGCUCGCGGAGCUGAGCGUGCCCUUCCGGGUCGGGGACCUCAUAGAGAUGCCGGA